This is a messenger RNA of Dentiscutata erythropus, 267 nucleotides long. The record is from the annotation of a GenBank genome assembly. NCBI's taxonomy places the organism in Eukaryota, Fungi, Glomeromycota, Glomeromycetes, Diversisporales, Gigasporaceae.
AUGGGCUUGAAGGCUUCCUUUUUGGAUCCACGAAUGUUAAAGUUAUUUUCAUUUGCAACCAUUCAAGAGCAAAAAGAAACUGAAGACCAAAUCCACACCAAAUUAUUAUCACUAAAAUAUCAGCUAACUGAUUUAAAUAAUAAUGAAGAAACAGAAAGAAACUUAGUAACUACCAAUGAAGAUUCUCAAGAUUCUUUAAGUGCUGAACUAUGGGGAUUAUGUUCAAUACCUGAUCAAGACAUUACUGAAGACGAAUUCACUUGUUAA